GGUCGGACCCAUUCGGAGCACCAGGCUGGGCAAAGUGAAGGCCUGGGCCGGCCCUGCUGGGGAAGGGCCCCACUCACCCUCUCCCUGCCUCCGGCCAGCACGCACGGUCCCCUGGUGUCCGCCCGACCAUGUCUCUGGCUGAGGCCAUCCGCCUCUGGAAUGACGGGGUGCUGGCAGCCGACAAGAAGGACUGGAAGGGAGCCCUGGACGCCUUCUCUGCAAUCCAGGACCCGCACUCCAGGAUUUGUUUCAACAUGGGCUGCAUAUACACCAUCCUGGAGAAUUGGGCAGCGGCAGAAAAGGCCUUCUCCAGAAGCAUUAACCGAGACAAGCACCUGGCGGUCGCCUACUUCCAACGAGGCAUGCUCUACUACCAGAUGGAGAAAUACGAUUCAGCGAUCCGGGACCUUAAGGAGGCCUUGACUCAGCUUCGAGGGAACCAACUGAUAGACUACAAGAUCCUGGGGCUGCAGUUCAAGCUGUUUUCCUGCGAGGUCUUAUAUAACAUCGCUUUCAUGCACGCCAAGAAGGAGGAAUGGAAAAAGGCUGAAGAGCAGUUAGCAUUGGCCAUGAGCAUGAAGUCUGAACCGAGGCAUUCCAAAAUCGACAAAGCCAUGGAAUGCAUCUGGAAGCAGAAGCUGUACGAGCCGGUGGUGAUCCCCGUGGGCAGGCUUUUUCGACCCAAUGAGAAGCAAGUGGCCCAGCUGGUGAAGAAGGACUACCUAGGCAAGGCUACGGUGGUGGCGUCUGUGGUGGAUCAAGACAAUUUCUCAGGGUUCGCGCCUCUGCAGCCACAGGCCGCUGGGCCUCCACCCAGGCCCAAAACGCCAGAGAUCUUCAGGGCUCUGGAAGGGGAGCCUCACCGUGUGCUGUUCGGGUUUGUGCCCGAGACACCGGAGGAGCUCCAGGUCAUGCCCGGGAACAUCGUCUUCGUCUUGAAGAAGGGCAUCGAUAACUGGGCCACAGUCAUGUUCAACGGGCAGAAGGGGCUCGUGCCCUGCAACUACCUGGAGCCAGUGGAGCUGCGGAUCCAGCCUCAGCAGCAGCCUCAGGAGGAAGCCUCCCCGGCUGCUGAUAUCCCAGCCCCGCCCAGUUCCAGUGCUCCUGGAAGACCCCCGCAGUUAUCAGGUCAGGAAGAAAAAGAAGAGUCCAAGGAAGUGAAGCUCAGUGUCCCCAUGCCCUACACACUCAAGGUGCACUACAAGUACACAGUGGUCAUGGAGACGCAGCCCGGACUCCCCUACAGCCAGGUCCGCGACAUGGUGUCCAGGAAACUGCAGCUCCUGCCGGAACACACUAAGCUAAGCUAUCGGCCCAAGGACAGCAACGAGCUGGUGCCCCUUUCAGAAGACAGCAUGGCGGCCGCCUGGGGCCAAGCGAAAAACUACUGCCUGACUCUGUGGUGUGAGAACACAGUGGGUGACCAAGGCUUUCCGGAGGAACCUGAGGGAAGUGAAAAAUCUGAGGCUAAUAACCAGACAUCAGCGCCUCAGUUUAAGGAGGGGAGCCAAGUGGUAGCACUCUUCAGCUACGAGGCUACCCAACCAGAAGACCUGGGGUUUCUGGAAGGGGACGUCAUCCAGGUUCUGUCCAUGGUGAACGACGACUGGAUGGAAGGGGAGUGCAAGGGGAAGUUCGGCAUUUUCCCCAAGGCUUUCGUGGAAGAACGUGCAGCUGCAGACCCCAGCGGCGCUCCUAGAGGGGUCUAGGGUGCCCGGCAACCUGCAGAGUUGAAGGAAAAAAGUACCAUCUCAUUUGUAAGAUUGAGGACGCCUGAGCGGUGCACCAUAGCGAGACCAUUAUGGUUUGGAAGUGUUCACUUUUUCCGGUUCAAAUGGAACCGAUCAGCGAUGGGAGAGUUUAGGAUUAUGAGUCCCUUGGGGCGGGGUGGGGGGUAUGGUCGGACGAGUCUGGAAGGGCACGACGGGUGGUUUCCUGCUGGCGCUGGCUACCCAGCUCUGUUCACUUUGUGAGAAACUCACCGAGUUGUACAGUUAUUAUUGGUGCACUUCUCUGUAUGUGUGAUAAAAAUAAAAGUCCAAGAUGCCCAGAGUGCAGGCCCAAGGCCUAAAUGAAACUCUAUUCCUGUAGGAUCACAUCACAGACCCCUGGGGCCUAAGUAACUUCCAGGUGACUCGGGAGGCACACACACAACAUUAACUGGUCUUUACGUCUCCUGGCUUUAACAGAA
Molecule: messenger RNA, 2191 nt
Organism: Pteronotus mesoamericanus
Lineage: Eukaryota; Metazoa; Chordata; Mammalia; Chiroptera; Mormoopidae
Gene: NCF2
Product: neutrophil cytosolic factor 2
Exons: 15
Coding region: 129-1709 (526 amino acids)
Biological process (GO): respiratory burst; phagocytosis; superoxide anion generation
Cellular component (GO): NADPH oxidase complex
Molecular function (GO): protein binding; superoxide-generating NADPH oxidase activator activity
Source: RefSeq, a predicted model, not a curated record